Molecule: messenger RNA, 956 nt
Organism: Drosophila innubila
Lineage: Eukaryota; Metazoa; Arthropoda; Insecta; Diptera; Drosophilidae
Product: glucosidase 2 subunit beta
Exons: 3
Coding region: 88-738 (216 amino acids)
Biological process (GO): N-glycan processing
Cellular component (GO): glucosidase II complex
Source: RefSeq, a predicted model, not a curated record
CUGACGCUAACUGACAAGCAAAUAAACAAUAAACUUUGAAACUCUUACUAGAUAUUGAAAUAAAUAUAUAAAAUAGAACAAUUGAAAAUGCGCAAAACAUGGGUAAAACGUGAAAAUAUUUACUACAAGCCGUUCUACAAAGAUAAAUCGAAAAUGUUAUUGUUGUUAAUAUUUUUGGUUGGAAUCUCAUUCAUUGCCUAUCAGGCCUUCUCGCUGAAUCGGUUGCCCAGCGUGCAACAGCUGAGACGCAAGCAUAAACAAAUGAUGCAGUCUCUGGGCAGCAAACAACGCGACGUGGAUGACUUCGACGGCAACGGCGCAGGUGAAGAUAAAGGUGGAAUUGGAGUUGGAUUUGGUGUUGGCGUUAAUGCCGCUGUAGCUGCCACUGAGGAUGCAGAUGCUAUUAAGAUAAUACGGGGCACACGUCUAUUCGACUAUGAUGCAUAUAAACCCAAUUAUCGUGGUCAUUUCAAGUGUCUGGAUGGCAGCAAGGAAAUUCCGUUUGACCAUGUCAACGACAACUAUUGUGACUGUGAGGCUGAUGGCAGCGAUGAGCCGAGUACCAAUGCCUGUGCAAAUGGGCGCUUUUAUUGUAAAUACCAAAAGAGGCAUUUUACGGGCAGAGGUCUGGACGUCUGGGUGUGGACGUCGCGUGUGAACGACAAUGUGUGUGACUGCUGUGACGGCAGUGACGAGUGGACGACGCAUCCCACCAAAUGCCAAAAUAGUUGUGCGUAGUUUUGGGACAUGCUUAGCAGAUCGCCCAUAUAGCAUCUAAUGUAGAUAACUAUCUCACUCUUACAUCUCAAGGAAGAUUAAUCCAAUAAUGUCGUUAAGUCUGUAAAGCGCAUCACAAGCGAUAUUUUCUAGAAUAUAUAUAUAACUGUAAAAUUACGAUAUUGUAAUUUAUUUCAUACCAUUUAAGUAGAUCUAAUAAAAAAUCCACAAACAAUUCA